GAUAUCAAUUAGAGAUAUAGUGUCUCCCCUGCCUUGACAAACUUAACCCAAUGUGUGCAGAUACUGGGCUUGUGCUGCUGCAUUAAUCAGUGCCUUGGUGAAAGGCCUAAUUGUACCGUUCGUGUGGUUUAAAGGCAGAUGAGAGGACUAAUCCUCCCUCCAAGCACAUCGCUGUAGGUGCAGCAUCCGCCCCGCUGGUGCUUGAGAAAUGAAAGUGAAGGAAACGAAACCUACACCUUUCAAUUCCACUAACCGGAUUCUGCUCUGCCACCACCCGCUGUUCGCAUCCUCUGCAGUCACACUUCUGCAUGCGACCGGCUGCUGUAGUGGUCUGAGACAAAAUCUCAUCUCAGCAGACUUUUAUCUAGCGGGUUUAAUCCUUUUUUCCCCCCCCAUCAUUCUUUCUUAACGGCUGACAAGGAGUCGUCACCAUGAACACCCUGAAUCAACAGUACGAGGAGAAGGUGCGUCCCUGCAUUGACCUCAUAGACUCCCUUCGCUCUCUGGGUGUGGAGAAGGACUUGGCGCUGCCUGCUAUCGCCGUGAUAGGAGACCAAAGCUCGGGGAAGAGCUCCGUGUUGGAGGCGCUGUCAGGGGUGGCGCUGCCGAGAGGAAGCGGCAUUGUGACAAGAUGUCCUCUCGAACUGAAGAUGAAGAGAAAGAGAGAAGGAGAGGAGUGGUACGGAAAGAUAAGCUACCAGGACCACGAGGAAGAGAUAGACGACCCUGCAGAUGUGGAGAAAAAGAUUCGAGAAGCUCAGGAUGAAAUGGCUGGGGUGGGUGUGGGGAUCAGUCAUGACCUGAUCAGUCUGGAGAUCGCCUCUCCUGAUGUUCCCGACCUGACGCUCAUUGACCUGCCUGGCAUCGCCAGGGUGGCUGUAAAGGGACAACCAGAGAACAUUGGAGACCAGAUAAAGAAAUUGAUCCACAAGUUCAUCACAAAACAAGAAACCAUCAGCCUGGUGGUUGUUCCAUGCAACGUGGACAUAGCGACCACAGAGGCUUUGAAGAUGGCACAGGAGGUGGAUCCUGAUGGAGAGAGGACUUUGGGUAUCUUGACCAAGCCUGAUCUGGUGGACAAGGGCACAGAAGAGACGGUGGUUGACAUUGUCCAUAACGAGAUCAUCCACCUGAAGAAGGGCUACAUGAUCGUCAAGUGCAGGGGUCAGAAGGAGAUCACUGAGAGGGUGUCUCUUAGUGAAGCAAUAGAAAGAGAGAAAGCCUUCUUUACAGAUCAUGUGCAUUUCCACACUCUCUACAAUGAUGGCCAUGCCACUGUUCCAAAACUGGCUGAGAAACUCACACUUGAGCUGGUGCAUCACAUUGAGAGAUCUCUGCCUCGACUGGAAGAGCAGAUAGAGGAGAAACUAGCACAGACUCAGGCAGAGCUGGAGAGAUAUGGCACAGGGCCCCCAUCUAACGCAGCUGAGAGACUCUUCUACCUCAUUGAUAAAGUCACAGCAUUCACUCAGGAUGCCAUCAGUCUGGCUACAGGAGAGGAGCUCAAGUGUGGAGAAAAACUCAAUGUCUUUUCUACGCUCAGAAGAGAGUUUGGGAAGUGGAACAGUCACCUGCAACACUCAGGACAGAACUUUAACAAAAGAAUAGAGAAAGAGGUAGAGAACUAUGAAGAGCAAUACCGUGGAAGAGAACUGCCGGGCUUCAUCAACUACAAGACCUUCGAGGUCAUGGUCAAGGAGCAGAUCAAACAGCUGGAAGAACCAGCUGUCAAGAAACUUAAGGAUAUUGGAGAUGCUGUUAGGAAAGUGUUCAUACAGCUGGCCAACAGCAGCUUCACUGGAUUUCCUAACCUCAUUAAAUCAGCAAAGGCAAAGAUCGAAGUCAUAAAGCAAGAAAAAGAGUCCACUGCAGAGGCCAUGUUGAGAACUCAGUUCAAGAUGGAGAUGAUCGUUUACUCCCAGGACAGAACCUAUAGCAGCAGUUUGACUGACAGGAAGAGAGAGGAGGAUGAGGAGGAAGACAAACGGAAAGGCCCAAAAUUUCAUAAAGAAAGGAGUAUUUUGCACUUCAUGGAUAAUCAUGCCACACUCCAGGAGUUGAUGUUACACCUCAAAUCAUACUACAGAAUUGCCAGCCAGCGUCUGGCUGACCAGAUCCCGCUGGUUAUUCGCUACCUGAUGUUGCAGGAGUCUGCAGUCCAGCUGCAGAGGGAGAUGCUGCAGAUGCUCCAGGAUAAGGACAAUUUGGAGUUCUUGCUGAAGGAGGACUAUGACAUUGGCAACAAGAGGGCUGCUUUGCAGAGUCGCCUCAGACGCCUCAUGAAGGCCCGCGCUUACCUGGUGGACUUCUAGAGGAGGUCAAGGCCUAACAGCAUGGGUCUACUGUACCACUUUCAUUUGUCAAUUACAGUACAAUUGUGGCUGUAAGAUCGUGAUUGAUACUUUUUAUUUGAACUUUGCCUGGUGUAGAAUAGAAAGAUUUGCUUUAGAUGUAACAGCCAGGUCAGUGGGUAAAUGGGUACUUGUUUUAAAAGUAUUGCAAUUUGCAUUCCUAUUGUCACUCAAAGAAAGCCUAAGGCAUUUACUGCAAAACGUAAAAUGCCAGUUAUUGAUUAGAGUGGCUAACAAUGUUCCUUAAUGUAUACUUGCAGACUUAAAAUAGAUCCAAUGGCAACAUGUUAAAAUUAAUUUAAAUGCUAUUCCAACCUGCUUUACUCAAUCGAACAAUCUGUUGUCUUACAAUAAAUAUUGACAUUUUUUCCUUAA
Messenger RNA from Xiphias gladius (swordfish), 2726 nucleotides. RefSeq names its product interferon-induced GTP-binding protein Mx. NCBI's taxonomy places the organism in Eukaryota, Metazoa, Chordata, Actinopteri, Istiophoriformes, Xiphiidae. The coding region runs from base 432 to 2312 and encodes 626 amino acids. Gene Ontology annotation, molecular function: GTP binding; GTPase activity; microtubule binding. The record is from RefSeq and is a predicted model, not a curated record. Gene Ontology annotation, biological process: defense response to virus. The transcript is spliced from 12 exons. Gene Ontology annotation, cellular component: membrane; cytoplasm; nucleus.